Pseudocercospora fijiensis CIRAD86 is the source of this 795-nucleotide messenger RNA. RefSeq lists its product as uncharacterized. The transcript has 3 exons. The record is from RefSeq and is a predicted model, not a curated record. The coding region runs from base 13 to 519 and encodes 168 amino acids. Lineage: Eukaryota; Fungi; Ascomycota; Dothideomycetes; Mycosphaerellales; Mycosphaerellaceae.
AUCGACACAGAAAUGUCUUCUAACGUUGGCUUGAGCACUCCUCGAGGUUCCGGGACAAGUGGCUAUGUACAACGGAAUUCUGCAAAUUUAAGACCGCGCGAUCAACCGUAUCCAUCGAAAGACACCGUAGAUUCGGCGAGGUACAAGCAGCGUCAACCGGACAAGGAAAUCCUAGAGCAUGAUCGGAAGCGAGAGAUUGAGGUGAAGGUGUUUGAGCUACGCGACAAGCUGGAAGAUGAGGGUGUGGACGAAGACGACAUUGACGACCAAUGCGAUGCGCUGCGCAAGAAGCUCGAGAGAGAGCCGGCCUCAAGGCCAAGAGGUGGUAAUGCGCGCGGUCUGAAGCAGCAUCAAGUUCACGAGAUCGCGAAGGCAAAGAUUGAGGAAAGUGAGAGAUUACGCAAAGCAUUUGGCAUAUCCAAAGACUACGAGGAAGGCAGUCAUUGGCGCAAGCAAGAGGAAAAGCGGGUGGAAGCAGAGAGGGAGCGAGCAAAGGGCGACGAGCGCGAUCGUGACUGACGCACCACUCUGAAUGCAACGAUCAUAUUGAUUGAGAUGGGAGGACACGCGGAUGCGUUGAGUUUGCUUCGACGAUCUGGGCUGCGCAGUCCUAUCAUGCGCUGCUGACGGGUGCAUGAAGCAGGCCGGCUAUUGCAUGUGCCUCUGUGCUUGGAACGCGAGCCAGAAGGCUACGAGGUCCGCAUGUGAGACGAAUGGAGCAGUACUACCACAUGUUGAUUGUUUGCCGAUGUUGUGCGGGCGUUUGCAACUUCAGCUCCUUCCCGAUCCAGCAUU